CGGUGACGCUCGAGCGGGCACCGAAGAGCAGGAGGGUUUAUAGGGCGGCCGCAGCCGUCCGGGAGGCAGGUCAGAGUCUUUGGGCCUCAGACCCAGCUGGGGGGACGCUGAGCGCGGUGCUGGACGUGUGUGGGGAGGAGCCCAAUGACAGGGUGUCCCGCUCCCAAGGUCCCAGAGAAGCCGCUCGUGUGGACGUCACCCUGAUGGGCCGCUUGUUCUCCGCCGGUUCCGCCGUCAGAAGGAGAGCACUCGCCGUCCUGGGCGUCAUGCUGGCGGCGGCCUGUGCCCAUGGCCUCUUUCCCUUCCUCCGGAGAGGCCAGGACCUCCUGUGGGGACGGAGCGGAGACCCUCCUGUGCUCAGCGUCGUGGAGGAGACCAGACGCAUGGUGGACCGCGCCAUCUACCACACCGUGAAGAGAGACCUCCGCCAAAGAGGGGUCCCGUCUCCGUCACAGCUUCUGUCUUUUUCCAAACGCCCUGAGCCGACCAGCCGCGCCGUCUCCCGUGCGGCCGAGAUCAUGGAAGCCUCCGUGCAGGCCCUGAAGACAAGAGUCUCCGGGAAGCUCCGGAGAUCCUGGCCUCCCACCGAUGUCCUGCCAGAAGACGUGCUGAACACAGUCGCGAACGUGUCCGGAUGCUUGCCCUACAUGCUGCCCCCAGAGUGCCCAGACACCUGCCUGGCCGACAAGUACCGGCUCAUCACGGGCGCCUGCAACAACAGAGACCACCCCCGGUGGGGGGCGUCCAACACGGCGCUGGCGAGAUGGCUGCCCCCGGCCUACGAAGACGGCAUCAGCCAGCCCCGGGGGUGGAACCCCCACUUCCUGUACAGCGGCUUCCCGCUGCCCCCGGUCCGGGAGGUGACAAGACAAGUCAUUCAGGUCCCCAACGAGGCCGUCACUGAGGACGAGCAGUACUCCGACCUCCUGGCAGCGUGGGGACAAUACAUUGACCAUGACAUUGCGUUCACCCCCCAGAGCACCAGCAAAGCUGCGUUUGGGGGAGGGGCUGACUGCCAGCUGACGUGUGAAAACCAGAACCCAUGUUUCCCCAUACAGCUGCCCAGCAACGCCUCGGGGAGCGCCAGCAUCUCCUGUUUGCCGUUCUACCGGUCCUCUGCUGCCUGUGGCACCGGGAUGCAGGGCGCCUUCUUCGGGAACCUGAGCUCGGCCAACCCGCGACAGCAGAUGAACGGGCUGACGUCUUUCCUGGACGCGUCCACGGUGUAUGGCAGCUCCCCAGCCUUGGAGAAACAGCUGCGCAACUGGACGAGCGCCGAGGGGCUGCUCCGGGUCAACACGCGCCACCGGGACGCCGGCCGCGCCUACCUGCCCUUCGCGCAACUCACUACCUGCGCGCCUGAGCCCGGCCCCCACGGGACGACCGCUGCGCCCUGCUUCCUGGCGGGGGACAGCCGAGCCAGCGAGGUGCCCGCUCUCACGGCCCUGCACACGCUGUGGCUGCGCGAGCACAACCGGCUGGCCUCGGCGCUCAAGGCUCUGAACGCGCACUGGAGCGCCCACACGGCCUACCAGGAGGCGCGCAAGGUGGUGGGCGCCCUGCACCAGAUCAUCACCAUGCGGGAUUAUGUCCCCAAAGUCCUGGGCCCCGAGGCCUUCCAGAAGCACGUGGGCCCUUAUAAGGGCUACGACCCUGCCGUGGACCCCACCGUGUCCAAUGUGUUUUCCACGGCUGCCUUCCGCUUUGGCCACGCCACCGUGCACCCCCUGGUGAGGCGGCUGGACGCCGACUACCAGGAGCCCCCGGGCCUCCCCCCGCUGCGGCUACAGGACGCCUUCUUCCGUCCCUGGAGGCUCCUCAAGGAAGGGGGUCUGGACCCCCUGGUGAGGGGCCUCCUGGCGAGACCAGCCAAGCGGCAGGUGCCGGAGCAGCUGAUGAACGAGGAGCUGACGGAGAGGCUGUUCGUGCUGGGCAGCUCGGACGGGCUGGACCUGGCGUCCAUCAACCUGCAGCGGGGCCGGGACCACGGCCUGCCAGGCUACAACGCAUGGAGGGAGUUCUGCGGCCUGCCCAGACUGCAGACGCGGGCUGACCUGCACGCCACCUUCGCCAACGCCAGCAUCGCGGGCCGGAUAAUGGACCUGUAUGGGCACCCCGACAACAUCGAUGUCUGGCUGGGCGGCCUGGCCGAGACUUUCCUGCCCCAGGCGCGCACGGGCCCGCUGUUCGCGUGCCUCAUCGGGAGACAGAUGAAGGCCCUGAGGGACGGAGACCGGUUCUGGUGGGAGAGCAGCGGGGUGUUCACCGAGGCCCAGCGGCGCGCGCUGGCCAGACAUUCCCUGUCCCGGGUCCUCUGUGACAACACGGGCCUCCCCCGCGUGCCUGCGGAUGCCUUCCGAACCGGGAGAUUCCCGCGGGACUUUGAGGCGUGCGAGAACAUUCCGGGGCUGAACCUGGACGUGUGGAGGGAGCCCCCUCCUCAAGGUGACGCGUGUGGCCUCCCCGACGGCGUGGACAACGGGGACGUUGUGCUCUGCGGUGAGACCGGACGGCGCAUGCUCGUGUUCUCCUGCCGCCACGGGUUCCAGCUGCAGGGCCGGGAGCAGGUGGUUUGUGCCCCCCGCGGCCUGCUCCGGCCGCCCGUGUGCCGAGACGUCAACGAGUGUGAAGACGCGACGGCCCCUCCCUGCCACCCAUCGGCACGGUGCAGGAACACCAAGGGUGGCUUCCGCUGCGAGUGCACAGACCCCUACGUGCUGGCGGAGGACGGGACGGCGUGCGUAGACUCUGGGAGGCUCCCGAAGGCGUCCUGGGUCUCCAUCGCCUUGGGCGCCCUGCUGGUCGGCGGCCUGGCGGGUCUCACCUGGACAGUGGUUUGCAGGUGGGCACACGCCGGCCGGAAAGCCUCGCUGUGCAUCGCAGACUCGGGUGGAAAAGGAACCUGCCAGCCGGGUCUCGGAACGCGCUGGGACUCGAACGCGUCACAGCCUGCUGCCGCCACUCGGGGCGCAGGCCAGGACCCGGCCUGUGGAUCCCAAAUCCUUCUCUGCCAGUAGGAACCGCAGGGACACGCUCGGAAGCCAGUGCGACAGC
Messenger RNA from Mustela lutreola (European mink), 3054 nucleotides. RefSeq names its product thyroid peroxidase (gene TPO). The record is from RefSeq and is a predicted model, not a curated record. Gene Ontology annotation, biological process: thyroid hormone generation; response to oxidative stress. Lineage: Eukaryota; Metazoa; Chordata; Mammalia; Carnivora; Mustelidae. Gene Ontology annotation, cellular component: membrane. Gene Ontology annotation, molecular function: heme binding; iodide peroxidase activity; calcium ion binding. The coding region runs from base 204 to 3017 and encodes 937 amino acids. The transcript has 16 exons.